Molecule: messenger RNA, 1294 nt
Organism: Mollisia scopiformis
Lineage: Eukaryota; Fungi; Ascomycota; Leotiomycetes; Helotiales; Mollisiaceae
Product: pectin lyase A
Exons: 6
Coding region: 149-1294 (381 amino acids)
Molecular function (GO): pectate lyase activity
Source: RefSeq, a predicted model, not a curated record
GUGAUAGGUAUAAGAUGAUGUCCAUCCUUUCACUGAAUAUCCAUCAACUCGGUGGCAUUCUAUCAGGAAUUAGUCGCAGUUGCUAUUUCACUUCUUGACAUCAUACUUUUGCUGGCUCGAUCUUGCGUCCAUUCUUUCACUAUCCAAUAUGAAAUCAUUUAUAAUCUUCUGGGUAGCUUUGCUUACUAGUUCUUCCGCUGCUACUGUCGCCGUCAACGGCGCUGCAGAGGGUUUUGCAAAGGGUGUCACUGGAGGUGGUUCCGCCACGCCUGUGUAUCCUGAUACUAUAGAUGAGCUCGUGACUUAUCUCGCAAGCGAUGAAGCUCAAGUCAUUGUCCUCACGAAGACCUUCGAUUUCACCGGCUCUGAAGGCACGGUCACAAGCUCUGGCUGCAAGCCAUGGGGAACGGGUUCGGCUUGUCAAAUUGCAAUUGAUCAAGACGAUUGGUGCGAGAACUAUGAGCCCGAUGCUCCAACCACCACUGUGACCUAUGAUGCAGCCGGAGUGCUGGGUAUGACUAUUGCUUCCGAUAAAACCCUCAUCGGCCAAGGCUCCACUGGUGUCAUCAAAGGAAAAGGUAUCAGGAUGGUCUCUGGUGUUAGUAACAUUAUCAUUCAAAACGUUUUCAUCACAGACAUCAACCCACAAUACGUUUGGGGAGGUGAUGCCAUCACCAUCGAUGACGCUGAUAUGAUCUGGAUUGAUCACGUUACUACAUCUCUCAUCGGCCGUCAACACAUCGUCCUCGGUACCAGUGCCUCUAAUCGUGUCACAAUCUCCAACUGCGAAAUCAACGGCGUCACUUUCUGGUCAGCAACUUGCGACGGCUACCACUAUUGGGGCAUAUAUCUCGACGGGUCAAACGAUCUCGUCACCAUGAAAGGAAACUACAUUUACCACACCAGUGGACGUGCUCCCAAAGUCCAAGGAAACACUCUCCUCCACGCUGUCAACAACUACUGGUACGACAACAGCAACCACGCCUUCGAAAUCGGCGAAGGCGCCUACAUCGUCGCCGAAGGCAACGUCUUCCAAAACAUCGACGCCGUAGCCGAGACUCCGAUCGACGGCCUCCUCUUCACCUCUCCCAGCACCACGGCCAACGAAGCCUGUCUCGCGUAUCUGGGGCACGAUUGUCAACUCAAUGGUUUUGGGUCUUCUGGAACGUUUAGUCAGGCGGAUACGAGCUUCUUUUCGGAUUUUGAGGGGAAGAAUGUGGCGAGUGCGGCGGCGUAUACCACGGUUGUUAGUAGUGUGGGGAGUAAUGCUGGGUAUGGGAAGAUUACUUAUUAG